Molecule: messenger RNA, 1590 nt
Organism: Helobdella robusta
Lineage: Eukaryota; Metazoa; Annelida; Clitellata; Rhynchobdellida; Glossiphoniidae
Exons: 12
Coding region: 1-1590 (529 amino acids)
Molecular function (GO): DNA translocase activity; ATP binding; ATP-dependent chromatin remodeler activity
Source: RefSeq, a predicted model, not a curated record
AUGCUCCAUAUAGGCAAUGGCUUCUACAUUAAUAAAGAUAUCGCCCAAAAACUGUAUGACUACCAGAGAGACGGAGUUUCCUUCCUGUUUAAACUCUUCAAAGAGGACAGGGGGGGUGGAAUUCUUGGGGAUGAUAUGGGUUUAGGGAAGACAGUGCAAGUGGCUAGCUUCUUGUCAGGAAUGUUUGACUCUGAGAGGAUCAGGACCGUGCUGAUUGUACUUCCGCCUGUACUCAUCACUAAUUGGGAAGAGGAACUUCAUAAGUGGUGUCCUGGAAUUGAUGUCUACAAGUACCACCAAUGCACGCAGAGGGAGAAAGUCCGACUGUUGACCAGGGUACAAUGCAAUGGUGGCGUCUGUCUGACGACAUACAAUACCAUCAUGAAUAGCUAUGAAGAAUUGUCGAAAACACACUCCGGCAAACCAUUUACAUGGGAUUACUGCAUCCUGGACGAAGGCCACAAGAUAAAGAACGCCUACGCAAAGACAGCCAAAGCUGUGCACGGCAUAAUGAGCAAGCAUCGAGUACUACUGACAGGCACUCCCAUCAUGAAUAAUCUAAAAGAAUUGUGGUCGCAAUUUGAUUGGACACACCAGGGUCAGCUACUGGGUACCCUGAAGACUUUUGGUGAUUUAUAUGAGGGACCUAUUAUCAGGGCGCGCCAAAAGGAUGCAUCAGCUCAGGAGAAAAUCUAUGGAGAGCUGAUGAGCAAUGAACUCAACCAACUCAUCAACCCCUUUCUGUUGAGGCGAUUGAAAUCGCAAGUCGUCCGUAAGGAAGGCUCUAAUGCCCCACAGUUAGUUCUAAUGCCGAAAAUGACCCGUAAGAAUGAUUUCAUAUGCUGGUUGAGGAUUUCAGAGGAGCAGAUGAAAAUCUAUAAAGCGUUUUUGUCGUCAGAAGAAGUCAAAUUGUUGCUGCAGACGACUAGAUCGCCGUUGGUGGCCCUGACGACUCUGAAAAAGAUAUGCGACCAUCCGAGGCUGUUUUCCAAUAAGAAGUGUAACAUGCUGGGAGUGUCAGAGGGAUCGGAAGGGUUAGUAGGUCUAAACAACGAUGAAGACGCCGACGAGACAUUCAACGUCUCAACAAUUCCGGAUUCGAUCCUGCUUAACGAGUGUGGGAAGAUGGAGUUCCUAGUGCAGUUGCUGCAGAGGCUGAAACAGGAAGGUCAUCGGUGUCUGGUGUUCUCACUAAGUAGAAGGAUCCUGGAUAUCAUCCAGAAGAUCGUCACCAAUCUCGGACACAAAGUCUGCCGUCUAGACGGCACCAUAAAGUUGAUGGCUGAGAGGCAGCAGAUCAUCAACAAGUUCCAAAAUAAUCCUGGCAAGUACGACAUCUUCCUACUGACGACCAAAGUGGCGGGUGUGGGGCUGACUUUGACUGCUGCCGAUCGUGUUAUUAUAUAUGACCCCAGUUGGAAUCCAGCCACUGAUUCCCAGGCCGUGGACAGAGCUUACAGGAUUGGUCAGACCAAAAAUGUGGUCAUAUAUCGGUCAGUAGUUAUGAUGAUGAUGGUGAUGACCAUGGUGAUGGUGAUGAUGAUGAUACGCGAUGCUAUUGAUGUUUAUGAAAGUGAUGAUGAUAUGUGA